Molecule: messenger RNA, 276 nt
Organism: Blepharisma stoltei
Lineage: Eukaryota; Ciliophora; Heterotrichea; Heterotrichida; Blepharismidae
Source: the annotation of a GenBank genome assembly
AUGGGGUGUUUCAAUUCUACCCAGAAAAAAGUAUCAACUUGUCAAAGCGACAAGCUUUUUGUUGACCAUUCAAAAAGAAUUUUGAGCAAAUUAUGCUCAGAAUCAAGGAAAAAACCUAAAAUAUCCUCGUCUUUACACAACUUAAGCAAGUUUCACAGCAAAACUUAUUUAUUUGUGGUUGUGGAAGCAAAUUCAUUUUUAGAAGAUUCCCCGUAUACUGAUCGGCACAAAAAAACGGAAGCAGAAAAUAGAAAUGGCUACCGAAAAUGAAUGUAA